CGGGACUCCGGCUCCCAGAAGGCCGCGCGCGUCGCGGCGGAGGCAGGUGGGCUCCAGGCCCGGGCUGGGGCGCCGAAGCCCGGCGGACGCAGAGACCCGAGCUCCGAGACGCCGCCGCGCCGGUGGCCCGGGAGGCCGGCGCCAUGACGCUGUUCCACUUCGGGAAUUGCUUCGCCCUGGCCUACUUCCCCUACUUCAUCACCUACAAGUGCAGCGGCCUGUCCGAGUACAACGCCUUCUGGAAAUGCGUCCAGGCCGGGGUCACCUACCUCUUCGUGCAGCUGUGCAAGAUGCUGUUCCUGGCCACUUUCUUUCCCACCUGGGAAGGCGGCAUUUAUGACUUUAUUGGGGAGUUUAUGAAGGCCAGUGUGGAUGUGGCAGACCUGAUAGGCCUCAACCUUGUCAUGUCCCGGAAUGCCGGCAAAGGAGAGUACAAGAUCAUGGUUGCUGCCCUGGGCUGGGCCACUGCUGAGCUCAUUAUGUCCCGCUGCAUCCCCCUGUGGGUUGGCGCCCGGGGCAUUGAGUUUGACUGGAAGUAUAUCCAAAUGAGCAUUGACUCCAACAUCAGUCUGGUUCAUUACAUUGUGGCAUCAGCCCAGGUCUGGAUGAUCACCCGCUAUGACCUGUACCACACUUUCCGGCCGGCAGUCGUCGUCCUUAUGUUCCUCAGUGUCUACAAAGCCUUUGUCAUGGAGACUUUUGUCCACAUCUUUUCCCUGGGCAGCUGGACGGCUCUUCUCGCCCGCGCAGUGGUGACAGGGCUGCUGGCCCUUAGCACUCUGGCCCUGUAUGUUGCCGUCGUCAAUGUGCACUCCUAGACGUGAUCUCCCAGGUAGUCACGUUUGCAGGUUUCUGUGAAGUAAACAGUAUUUGGAAAGUU
Messenger RNA from Sorex fumeus (smoky shrew), 880 nucleotides. It is a transcript of the gene TMEM147, whose product is annotated as transmembrane protein 147. Lineage: Eukaryota; Metazoa; Chordata; Mammalia; Eulipotyphla; Soricidae. Bases 144 to 818 code for a protein of 224 amino acids. The transcript is spliced from 7 exons. The record is from RefSeq and is a predicted model, not a curated record.